Danio rerio (zebrafish) is the source of this 1311-nucleotide messenger RNA. RefSeq names its product myostatin a (gene mstna). Gene Ontology annotation, molecular function: growth factor activity; cytokine activity. The record is from RefSeq and is marked validated. Gene Ontology annotation, cellular component: extracellular region. NCBI's taxonomy places the organism in Eukaryota, Metazoa, Chordata, Actinopteri, Cypriniformes, Danionidae.
AGUGCUGUUUGGAGAGAGUGCGUAAAGGUGCUUGUCUGUUCCCAAAUGAGAGAACGCCUAUAAAGGCUCAUCAGAAGACAUGUUUCUCCUUUUUUAUCUGAGCUUUUGGGGUGUGUUGGGGUCACAAAAUCAAAACCUGAGCACAACAACGACAACAACGACGCAAGCAUUUGUGACACCUGGAGACGACAACGGCCAGUGCACGACCUGCCAAUUUAGACAGCAGAGUAAACUCUUGCGCCUGCAUUCUAUUAAGUCUCAGAUUUUGAGCAUCCUGCGCCUAGAACAGGCUCCGAACAUCAGCAGAGAUACGGUCAAGCUACUCUUACCCAAAGCACCUCCGCUGCAGGAGCUCCUGGAUCAGUAUGACCAAAACGGAGGCAUUAGUGAGGAUGAGGAACAAGCAAGCAGCGAGACCAUCAUUACUAUGGCCACUGAACCUCAAGCCAUCACCCAGCUUGUGGGAAUGCCGAAGUGUUGCAUGUUCGCACUGAGCCCAAAGAUUCUGCCCGACAGCAUCCUGAAGGCCCUGCUCUGGAUCUACCUCCGACCAGCUGAGGAGCCAACCACAGUCUACAUCCAGAUAUCUCACCUGGAGUCUUCUUCUGAAGGGAACAAUCACUCGAGAAUACGUGCGCAAAAAAUUGACGUGAAUGCCCGGACAAAUUCCUGGCAGCACAUCGACAUGAAGCAGCUGUUGAAACUCUGGCUCAAACAGCCCCAGAGUAACUUCGGGAUAGAAAUCAAGGCCUUUGAUGCAAAUGGGAAUGACCUGGCUGUGACCUCCACAGAAUCUGGAGAAGAAGGACUGCAACCCUUCCUGGAGGUGAAAAUAUCAGACACAGGGAAGCGAUCCAGACGGGACACUGGCCUUGAUUGUGAUGAGCAUUCCACCGAAUCUCGCUGCUGCAGGUAUCCACUCACGGUUGACUUUGAGGACUUCGGGUGGGACUGGAUAAUUGCCCCCAAGCGCUACAAGGCCAAUUACUGCUCUGGUGAAUGUGUGCAGAAGUACCCCCACAGUCACAUCGUCAACAAGGCCAACCCAAGGGGCAGUGCAGGUCCCUGCUGCACUCCAACCAAGAUGUCACCCAUUAACAUGCUGUAUUUCAAUGAUCGUGAGCAGAUAAUCUACGGAAAAAUCCCUUCGAUGGUGGUAGACCUUUGCGGUUGCUCUUGAGCCCAGUGGUUUUUUGAGUCACUAGGACAGUAAGCCUUUACUGCUCUGGACCAGAGGGAAGCAAAAACAACCUUUACCCUGACAAAAUAGUUCCUGCUAAAAUAAAUGACCACACCAUUAUUCCCAAUAAA